UACUCUUUUAAAUUCAUUUCAGCAUUUAUUUGGCUUCCUACCAAUUCCAAACAAAGAUAAUAUAACGUUAAUGCCCUCCCUUUAAUCUUUACAAGUCUUCAUAAUUCUUACAAAACAAUAAUAAAAACUUUUUGUUUCUGAAAAGGACUUCAAAAAUCUAAGGUGGUGCCAUGCCAAACAUGCCUCUCCUUGGGGAAAUGAGCAAAGCCAUGCAAAGAGAGAGUUAUGGCAAUUUGACCAAUGCUCCCAGAAGCAAAAUUUGUUCAUAAAUUCUCUCCCACCUGCCCUCUGCAUCUUCAUUCACUCUCCCUUCUUCUUCCUCUCUUGCCAAAACCAAAAGGCUUCACCAUUUUGGCAUUAGAAAGAAAGAUGCAGCUUCCUCCCGAUGCCGGGGCCGCUGCCUUCUGGAUUCCCUUCAGCCUUCUAGCUUUGGUUAUUCCGGUAGCUACCGGUGACCCUCUUGUCCCUGCACUCUGCAUCUUCGGGGACUCGGUGGUUGACGUCGGAAAUAACAACAACCUUCUAACAGUUGUCAAGGCCAACUUUCCUCCUUAUGGAAGAGACUUCGUUACUCACACACCAACAGGGAGGUUUUGCAAUGGAAAGCUUGCCACUGAUUUUACUGCCGAAUCCCUUGGAUUUUCUUCAUACCCACCUGCUUAUCUGAGCCAAGAUGCCACGGGAAACAGGCUUUUAACAGGAGCCAACUUUGCUUCUGCUGCUUCUGGCUUUUAUGAUGGCACUGCUCAACUCUAUCAUGCAAUUUCACUAACCCAGCAGUUAAAUUACUACAAGGAAUAUCAGAACAAAGUUGUAAACAUGGUGGGAAGAGGGAAAGGCAAUUCCAUAUUCUCUGGUGCAAUUCACCUUCUCAGUGCAGGGAGCAGUGAUUUCAUUCAAAAUUACUACGUUAAUCCUCUUCUUUACAGAACAUACUCACCAGCACAGUUCUCUGACAUUCUCAUUACAUCUUACUCAACCUUCAUUCAGAACCUAUAUGGACUGGGAGCAAGGAGAAUAGGGGUGACAGGUUUACCUCCAUUGGGUUGCUUGCCAGCAGCCAUCACCCUCUUUUGUUCUGGUAGCAACCAAUGCAUCCAAAGGUUAAACCAAGAUGCCAUAGCGUUCAACACUAAGCUAAAAAGCACAUCUCAGAGUUUGCAGAACAAAUUCUCUGAUCUCAAGCUUGUUGUCUUUGAUAUAUAUCAACCUCUUCUGAAUAUGAUCUCAAAGCCUGCAGAAAAUGGGUUUUUUGAGUCAAGAAGGGCUUGCUGUGGAACAGGCACAGUGGAGACCUCCCUCCUCUGCAACAGUGGAUCAAUCGGAACAUGCUCGAAUGCCACAGGCUACGUUUUCUGGGACGGUUUCCAUCCGACCGAAUCUGCAAACCAAGUCUUGGCUGGGGACUUAAUUUCUCAGGGAUUCGCCCUCAUCUGAAAGUGUUACUUCUAUCAGAAUUUGCAAUUCUUCUAAUACACAUUUUAUCAAACACCUUGCCUUCGUUCCAACUCUUAUCAAACAGUCUCUUUGUGUGUUUGAAAUGCUCUGAUCGUUAGACUCAAAUCCCAUAUUGGAUCUCAUAGCACAAAACAUGUGAGGAAGAGAGAAUAGGAAUUGAACAACAUGAGAUGAAAAACUAAUACUAAUGGAUGAGGCUCUUGGGAAAAUCAAAA
Momordica charantia (bitter melon) is the source of this 1673-nucleotide messenger RNA. RefSeq names its product GDSL-like Lipase/Acylhydrolase family protein. Gene Ontology annotation, molecular function: hydrolase activity, acting on ester bonds. NCBI's taxonomy places the organism in Eukaryota, Viridiplantae, Streptophyta, Magnoliopsida, Cucurbitales, Cucurbitaceae. The record is from RefSeq and is a predicted model, not a curated record.